Messenger RNA from Formica exsecta, 1295 nucleotides. RefSeq names its product odorant receptor 43a-like. The coding region runs from base 1 to 1185 and encodes 394 amino acids. The record is from RefSeq and is a predicted model, not a curated record. The transcript has 7 exons. Lineage: Eukaryota; Metazoa; Arthropoda; Insecta; Hymenoptera; Formicidae. Gene Ontology annotation, molecular function: odorant binding; olfactory receptor activity. Gene Ontology annotation, cellular component: plasma membrane. Gene Ontology annotation, biological process: sensory perception of smell; detection of chemical stimulus involved in sensory perception of smell.
AUGUCAGCAUUAUUGCACUUUGAAGACUUCGAAUGGGCAGUGAAAUUGAAUCGUAUAAGUUUGGAAUUGAUUGGUCUCUGGCCUAAAUUAGAACAAAACUAUCGAGAGAAAGUAAUGUGUAAUUUACGCGUAUUUAUUACGUUUCUGGCAUUUUGGUUAUUAAUUCCCGCUAUACAUUCGUUAAUCAGGAUUCAUUCAAAUAUUAUGCUAACAAUAGAUAAUUUACAAUAUACUUUACCGCUGCUUAGCAGCAUUGUGCGACUUAUAAUAUUCUGGUGGAAGAAAGAAGCUCUUGUAACAAUUGUAAAUAUGAUUGCGGAAGAUUGGUUAAAAUCGAAAAGUCUAUACGAAAGGAACGUGAUGAUUAAAUGGGCGCAACGUGCACGUAUAAUUGUUAUAUGCGCAUUCUUGGUAAUGGGGAUAGCAUGCAUAAGUCUCGUCAGUACGACUAUUUUUGGAAAAUCGAUGAGAUUGACGCCGAAUAUCACUGAUCCAGGCAAACCAUUGCUUUUACAAAGCUAUUAUCUUUACGACAUAACGAAGAGACCGCAGUAUGAAAUUACAUUAAUUUUCCAAAUAAUAUCUGUCUUCAUCGUUAUUAUCCCUUAUACAGGAGUAGACACUUUUCUUGGACUGCUGGUGUUUCAUAUCUGCGGUCAGUUAGAUAUUCUGAAAAAUCAUCUUGUACAUUUACAUGAAUACAAAAAUUUUCCUGACAUAUUGAAAGACAGCGUGGUGUGCCAUAUUCGAUUGCUCAGAGCCGUUGAUAUUGUAGAAGAUGCGUAUAAUAUUAUACUCUUGGUACUCUUACUAUAUUUUGCUAUACUUUUCGCAUUUCAAGGAUUCCUACUAGUUAGUCUAUUUGACGAGGAAAAUAUACCGACCAUCCGUCUGUCAAUUCUUCUCAUCGGCAUUACAAAUAUAUUCAUUCAUAUGUCUCUUUAUUGCGCCAUAGGCGAAGUACUAAUGACUCGAUACGAUGCAAUUCAUUACGCGCUUUACAAUAAUGAAUGGUAUUUUCUGGACUCGAAGGAAGCAAAAGACCUAAUCCUUUUUAUGAUUAAAACCAGUGUACCAGUAUAUUUCACUGCUGGGAAACUAUUUCCCAUGACAAUUGCCAUGUUUUGCAGUCUAUUAAAAACGUCAGUCAGUUAUAUAUCCUUUCUGCUUACGACGAGAAAUUAACCAAAAAUGGGAAAAAAGAGUAAAAUGAUUUGUUCUUAAUAGAGUUGUUAAAAUGCAAUCAUUUAAAAAAUCUAUGUAUAUCAAAUUUAUUCUUUAAUAAAUAUAUAAUU